GCGGAAGCAUCAGUUGGAGAUAUCGCAGCCAGCACUAUAUCCUGAUGUUGGAAUAACUUGGGAAAUGACCAGGCGGCAAGUUGGAAAGGAGAUGCAUACGAUGACGAAGGAAUUGCCUGGGCAGUGCCAGAAUCAGUAUGCUCCUCCUUGUGCUGGGUUUGUUGAAAUCAUGGCACCUGUCUUUUCAAGGGCGGCAUGGCGCUGUGUUUGGUAUCUCAUACAGAAUGACCUUGUGCAUGGAUGGGGGCUGGACAUGGUCUUGGGAAAGUGUGUGCAGUGGCCUCCAUAUCAGAGAAUAGGGGUGAUUGAUGCGCAGUGGGUCACACAUUUGCGAAUACCUUCACUCGGGAACCAGGGAGAGAAGCACGAUCCGAAGAAGGAAGCCUGGAAAGAGGAGGAGGAGGAGAAGAUGGCCGCCAUUCUGCAGGAGAAGAAGGAGAAGAAGGAGGCCAAGAAGAAGGCCUUGAAGGAGGAGCACGCGGCCAAAUUAAAGAAGAUGGAAGAAGAGAUGGCCAGGGAGAAAGAGAAGUUGAAAAAGGAAGAAGAGGAGAAAAUGAAAGAGGUGGAUGAGGAAGAGGAAGGACCGCCACUGCAAAAGAGUGGGCAGCACAAUAUCUGGCCGCAACUUCCUUAACAGUUUGUUUUUUUUUUUUUUUUUUUUUUUUUUUUUUUUUUUUAAAUCAAAACAGGCCCUUAUG
This is a messenger RNA of Chara braunii, 698 nucleotides long. NCBI's taxonomy places the organism in Eukaryota, Viridiplantae, Streptophyta, Charophyceae, Charales, Characeae. The record is from the annotation of a GenBank genome assembly.